Messenger RNA from Mesorhabditis belari, 696 nucleotides. The record is from the annotation of a GenBank genome assembly. Lineage: Eukaryota; Metazoa; Nematoda; Chromadorea; Rhabditida; Rhabditidae.
AUGCCGGGUAAAUCAACGCCUCGUAUUCCAAAGAAUUACGAGAUCUCGCCAGGAGUGCUUCGCUUCUCGAGCGCGCGCCUCUCGUUGCCAAAGCGAGGAACGGUCGUCACCAAGAAAAUUGGUGGCAAGAAGAACGGAAAUGAGCGCAAGGUUGUCACCAACAAAGGACCAAAACUCUUCUCCAAAGUGAGACAAACCACCGCCAUUGAGGGAGGAGAUUUGACCCACACGAAGCUUCGCAAGACUAUCACCCCCGGAACAGUUUUGAUCAUUUUGGCUGGACGACAUAAGGGAAAGAGGGUCGUUUUCCUCAAACAAUUGGCCAAAACUGGAUUGCUUCUUGUCACAGGUCCAUUGAAGUUGAACAACACCCCACUCAGGAGGAUUGCCCAAUCUUUCGUUAUCGCCACCAAGACCAAGAUCGACAUUUCAAAAGUCAAAGUUCCCGCUCACAUCGAUGACGAAUAUUUCCGACGAGCCAAGUUGAAUAAGGCGAAAGGCAAAGAGGGAGAAGACAUUUUUGCUAAAGGAAAGGAAGAAUACAAGGUGACCGACCAACGAAAGCAAGAUCAAAAGGCCAUCGAUGCUCCCAUUCUUGCUGCCAUCAAGAGCAACCCAGAACACAAAUUCCUCUUCGGUUAUAUGGGAUCUCGAUUUGCGUUGGGCAAGGGACAAUAUCCCCACAAAAUGAUUUUC